Molecule: messenger RNA, 2414 nt
Organism: Pelmatolapia mariae (spotted tilapia)
Lineage: Eukaryota; Metazoa; Chordata; Actinopteri; Cichliformes; Cichlidae
Gene: tmeff2a
Product: transmembrane protein with EGF-like and two follistatin-like domains 2a
Exons: 10
Coding region: 545-1687 (380 amino acids)
Molecular function (GO): protein binding
Source: RefSeq, a predicted model, not a curated record
CCAACUCGCCGCGACUCUGAACGCACCGCACAUACAAACUAAAUCGGGAGGACCGCUGCUCGUUUCACCCGUGGAUACUAUUACACAAGUGCCGUCGUCUCCAAAUCCUGCCCGUGGGAUACUCUGGCUUCAUCCUCUCUGCUGUGCAGUUUUAUCACCUCCUUUUAUAUCACCCUCCUUUUCUCCCCCUUUGCCAUCUUUCUCCCCUCUCCUCAUCUUUGAGCAUCUUCUCCUGCUCGCAAGUCUUCUCGCUUGCGUCGCUAACUUUUUUCCUCCAUCCCACACAGCCUCCUCCAUCGCCCACCAACCCCUCGGCAGUGCCCCCACUAGACCUCUUUUUCUCCUUCUCGCACUCUCGCUUGGAUCGGGCGGAACCUAUUUGACCGGUCUACACGGGGCACUGCUACAUGGGGCGCACGGUCUCGCUCGGAAAAUGUUCUGCUGUAGGUCUCUAGGCGCCCCGCUGAACCUGUUGGGAUUGGAGUUGUCGGUGCGCGUCUGCGUCUCUUUCCCACCUCGCUUGUGCGGUCGGGGCCAGUGAGAGAUGGUUCUGUCCGUGGCGGCUCAGGCACCUCUCGAGGAGCCCCGACGACUGCGCCGGUGGAGCGGGACAGCGGGGGGCUGGCUCAGGAUCACACUCGUCUCGUUUCUCGCCACUUUACCUGUGGAGCAGCUGCGCGCCUUCCCUUCCUCCCUCAGCGACUGCCAGACGCCGACCGGCUGGAACUGCUCCGGUUCCGAUGACCGGGACACAGACCUGUUCUUGUGCGACACCAACACAUGCAAGUUUGAUGGGGAAUGUCUAAGAAUUGGGAACAUGGUGACAUGCAUUUGCGAUUUCAAGUGCAACAAUGACUAUGUGCCUGUGUGUGGCUCCAACAAUAAGAACUACCAGAACGAGUGCUUCCUGCGCAGGGAUGCCUGCAAGCAGCAGUCUGAAGUGCUUAUUGUGUCAGAAGGCGACUGUCCUGCUGAUGCUGGCUCAGGAUCAGGAGACGAUGGAGGAGAGGGCUCAGCGGAGACUGGGCUGAAGGAGACGUCCACCUGUGACAUUUGCCAGUUUGGGGCAGAGUGCGAUGUGGACGCAGAAGAUGUAUGGUGUGUCUGCAACAUCGACUGUUCCCACAUCAGCUUCAACCCAGUGUGCGCCUCAGAUGGUCGUUCCUAUGACAACCCCUGCCAGGUGAAGGAGGCAUCCUGUCAGAAGCAGGAGCGCAUCGAGGUCAAGUACCUGGGCCACUGCCACGAUGACAUAAUUGGGAACAAAGGCGGAGAUGGACACUUCGCACGGACCGACCCCACGGGGGAGAAAGAGGAGACCAGGAACGGACUGGCCCGCGGUCUGUCCAUCCCCUGUCCAGAUCGCUAUAAAAACUACUGCGUCCAUGGAGAGUGUCAGUUCCCCAGCGUCCUGGCUCAGCCUUCCUGCAGCUGUCACUCGGGUUUUAGGGGCCCCCAUUGUGACAUCAAGGAGUACAACGUCCUCUAUGUGGUGCCAGGCUCCGGCAAACUGCACUAUGUCCUCAUCGCCUCUAUCAUCGGAGCACUCCAGGUGGUCAUCAUCUGUGUGGUGGUGCUCUGCAUUACCAGGAAGUGCCCACGGACCAACAGGAUCAACCGGCAGAAGCAGAACAAUGUGCACUUCAGUUCAGAGAAUACCAUGCGCGCCUCCACCCGACUGAUCUGAGCCCAGACACACCAGACAGAGUCCCCCCUCCACGUUACGGAGCGCUGUGGCGUUAGAUGUUUCUUCCCCGCCCCCAAGUAGGCCAACCCUGAAAAUUAGCAUCUGCUUCCCAUCACUCUUCGCCCUCUCUCCCAGUUUGAACUCAAAGAAUGUCCAUGGAGGAUGGUGGCAAAGCAAAGACAGAGCUGGCACACAAGUGAGGUGACGAUGAUUACACAUUGGAGAAAUGCAGUCAUCAGUCACCGCCGCCGCCAGCCCCCCCAGCUGCCCAUGUGUCUCCUUGCACCUUUUUCUGAAGGUUUUUCCUGAAAAAAACAAAACAAAACACGAACUAUGAGGACUCGGGAGGGGGGGGUGCGGAGGAUACUGAAUGUGUGUGCGUGUGAAUGUGUAUUAGAUGUGUGCACUUUGGUAGAGGCGGGCUAGCCGGUGUCUGUUCUUUGUAGAUGAGGGGUACAAAGCAAAUCGGGGUAGUGCAAAGCAGGGUAUCGGGCUUUAAAUGAGGUGUGUGUUCAGCCUGGGAGGGGGGUGGGGGGUUUUUGGGGCUACACGUGAUGCCUUGCACCUUGUGUUAUAGGAGACCUUUGACAGAGGGCACAAUGUUAUUAUAGAGCUCUCUGUUCGGUUGUGACGAUGACGUCAGCUACUGUAUCUUGGGUUCUAUUUCCAAUAGUUAUUACUACGUUGUCUUGAUGGGGUAAUUUUUCUGUAAAUGUAAAUAAAUAAU